AGGGUAUAUACCAGUGGUUCUUAACCUGGGUUCGAUCGAACCCUAGGUGUUCGGUGAGUCGGCCUCAGGGGUUCGGCGGAGGUCAAAACACCCGACUCAUCGUGUAAAUACAAACUUCUCCCUGUCGGCGUAUUACGGAUACGGCAACAGCUGACUGGUUUGCAGUUUCAGUUGGGGUGCCUCAAAUUCCCCAAUCCCACCUCCUCUAGUUCCACUGGGCUGUGAGACAUUGUCCCUGCGAUGUGUCCGAAAAUGGAUGUCCGACUCUGAAUCCCUCCUGGAUGAUCUCUCCAAGUGCCAUAGAGAUCCUGGAGAAGGAGUCUAAUGUGCAGGAAGUGAGAUGCCCAGUGACAGUCUGUGGAGAUGUUCACGGUCAGUUUUAUGACCUCAUGGAGCUUUUUAAGAUAGGCGGGACACCCCCAGACACCAACUAUCUCUUCAUGGGAGACUAUGUUGACAGAGGCUAUUACUCAGUGGAGACAGUGACACUCCUGGUUUGUCUGAAGGUCAGGUUUCGUGAAAGAAUCACCCUUCUGAGAGGGAACCAUGAGAGCAGACAGAUCACAUACGUGUACGGCUUCUAUGACGAGUGCCUGAUGAAAUAUGGAAACGUCAACGUUUGGAAGUACUUUACGGAUCUUUUCGAUUAUCUGCCCCUGACUGCGCUGGUAGACAACCGGAUUCUGUGCCUACAUGGAGGAUUGUCUCCUUCAACAGUCACCCUGGAACACAUCCGAGACCUGGAUCGCAUGCAGGAGGUUCCUCACGAGGGUCCAAUGUGUGACUUGCUAUGGUCCGAUCCAGAUGACCACUAUGGAUGGGGCGUCUCUCUCCGUGGCGCUGGUUUCACCUUCGGCCAGGACAUCUCAGAGACUUUCAACCACGCCAAUGACCUCAGUGUGAUUUGUCGAGCCCACCAGCUGGAGAUGGAGGGCUUCAGCUGGCACCAUGACAAAAACGUUGUGACGAUCUUCAGCGCACCGAAUUAUUGUUAUCGCUGUGGCAACAAGGCGGCGAUCAUGGAACUUGAAAACACACUGAAAUGCUCCUUCCAACAGUUUGAUCCCGCCCCCCGCAAAGCAGCGCACCAAGUGUCGUGGCGAUCUCCGGACUACUUCCUUUGAAGAUCUAAAGCUGGUGGCUACACACAUCAACUGGGGAUCCAGCACUGAAAACAAUCUGAUUGGCAAAACAAAUGGGAGGAGCAAUCAGAAAUCGUUUCUGUUUGUGCGGUAUUUACUUUUCAGUCACACAGUAUAUUAUUGCAAUGCUUGUUGCCAACAAUAGCAAUAUUCAGUACAUUCUGUUUUGCAGGCACAAAUACACUAAGUGGAAGACAAAAGCUUCAUCAAUAAAUAUUUUGUCUAUUGUGUUAAAAUAACUGCUAAUAUAAAUAAAACUGCUCUAAAUGG
This is a messenger RNA of Entelurus aequoreus (snake pipefish), 1412 nucleotides long. Its product is annotated as serine/threonine-protein phosphatase 2A catalytic subunit beta isoform-like. The transcript has 8 exons. The record is from RefSeq and is a predicted model, not a curated record. NCBI's taxonomy places the organism in Eukaryota, Metazoa, Chordata, Actinopteri, Syngnathiformes, Syngnathidae. Gene Ontology annotation, biological process: mitotic cell cycle; peptidyl-serine dephosphorylation. Gene Ontology annotation, molecular function: protein serine/threonine phosphatase activity. Bases 282 to 1124 code for a protein of 280 amino acids. Gene Ontology annotation, cellular component: cytosol.